Messenger RNA from Camelina sativa (false flax), 2841 nucleotides. The record is from RefSeq and is a predicted model, not a curated record. NCBI's taxonomy places the organism in Eukaryota, Viridiplantae, Streptophyta, Magnoliopsida, Brassicales, Brassicaceae.
UUUCCAUCAAAACUCCAAACCGAUACCAAACACCUAUGGAUAAGAAAGCGACAGUAGUUUCCUCUCUCUUCAUCUUGUUCACAUUCCUCACGAUCUCUUUCUCUAAAGAUCUCUGUAACAAAGAUGACAAAAAUACCCUCCUCAAGAUCAAGAAAUCCCUAAACAACCCUUACCACCUGGCUUCGUGGCAUCCCGAAACCGACUGUUGCUCAUGGUACUGCCUUGAGUGCGGCGACGCUACCGUUAACCACCGCGUCACCGCUCUCACCAUAUUUUCCGGCCAGAUCUCCGGUCAGAUCCCGCCUGAAGUCGGUGAUUUACCCUAUCUUGAGACCCUUGUCUUCCGCAAACUCUCCAACCUCACCGGUCAAAUCCAACCCACCAUCGCUAAACUCAAGAAACUCAGGUACCUCAGGCUCAGCUGGACGAAUCUGACAGGUCCAAUCCCUGAUUUUAUAAGCCAGCUCAAGAAUCUUGAGUUCUUGGAACUUUCCUUCAAUGAUCUCUCUGGUUCCAUACCUAGCUCUCUCUCCACGUUACCUAAAAUCAUGGCCCUUGAACUUAGCAGGAACAAGCUUACAGGUUCGAUACCAGAGUCAUUUGGGUCGUUUCCAGGAACUGUCCCUGACCUUCGCCUAUCACACAAUCAGCUCUCCGGUCCAAUACCCAAAUCACUAGGCAACCUAGACUUUAACCGGAUCGAUUUAUCCCGGAACAAGCUCGAAGGUGAUGCUUCGAUGUUCUUUGGAGCCAACAAAACGACAUGGUCCAUUGAUUUAUCAAGAAACAUGUUCCAGUUCGAUAUCUCAAAGGUUGAGUUACCUAAGACACUUGGUGUAUUGGACUUGAACCACAAUGGUAUCACAGGGAAUAUUCCGGUUCAGUGGACUGAGACUCCUCUGCAGUUCUUCAAUGUUAGCUACAACAAACUGUGUGGACACAUACCCAAUGGAGGGAAACUUCAGACGUUUGAUUCUUAUUCCUAUGUCCACAAUAAGUGUUUGUGUGGCGCACCUCUUGAUAGUUGUAACUUGCUCUUGAACAUUGCAAGAAAAAGAAAACUCUACCAAAGAAGACAAAUUAAGGUACAAGAUUGAUAUUAAGCAACUAAAAGAUCUAGCAAAAGAAAACAUGAAGAGAAGGAAAAUAAGAAAGAAAAAUGGAAAGUAGUAAUUAGCAAUUUACCAUUUGUGUGUUAGAAUCUUAAGUCUAUAAAUAGGGUUGCUUAUUCAAGAAGUUUGUAUCAUAGAAAAGAAGAUAACGAAGAGAGGAUCGAUAACUACGAAAAAGAGGUUUAAGAGAAAUCUAUCAAAAUCAAAACAGAUUUCCAAGCUUCAGAUCUCGAAGCCGUUCACUAAUCAUGUCAAUUUCGGGGCAUAAUGAGUUGCAAUUGGGGCAAAACAGUUCAGAAAGCAGAAAUAUGGUCGAGAGGAGCUCAGAUCCUUGUCACCAGCAAAAGCUUAGUCAGAAUGAAGAUGCAGUAAUACGCUCUGUUCUUGGUCCUCCAAUACCUACCAGGUUCGCAUUCCUUCCUGUGGGGAUCACGCGCAAGGAGGUUGAUAUUAUUAAGCUCACUGCUCAGUUUAAGGCUGUCUAUGGUUUUUAUUUUCUGCUGGAAUUGGAGAAGAGUGUUUUGAAGAAACCUGAGCUUGAGCCUCACUUUGUCUUCCUGAAGAAGUCAAUGACUGAUAGCAAACACUUUUUCUACGGCCAGCUUGCUCUUGGAUAUUCCAAAGUCCUGUUGCGUUCCCAAAAGGUGAAGAAGAAGGGUACUAGAACGGCAACCAUUCUUGUUGAUGGCUUUUUCAAUCUUCUUCGUCAAGUGCUUGGAAAGGAGGAGGAUGAACACGGAGUUGAGAUGGCUAUGAUCGAUUUGCAAGCUUUUGAGUAUUUUGUUAACAUGGAGUAAAAUGACUUGGAUCAGCCUCCAAUGGUAACGCAUGAUAUCCAACCUGAUAUUUCUGAUCCAGCAGGAAUCGCGCCUUUGAUGUUAAGACCUCAAACUGAGGAUGCAGAACCUAUCAGUUUCCCAUUACUUCCUGAUCAAGGUAUCACGCGCCAGGAGCUUGAUAUUAUUAAGCUUACUGCCCAGUUUGUGUCUGUUUUUGGGAUGUGUUUUGGGCAGGAGUUAAUGAAGAGUGUGUUUAUGAAACCUGAGCUUGAGCCUCUGUUUAGGUUUAUGCUAUCAACUGAUACCAGACACGGUUUUUACUCUCAGCUUGUUCUUGGUUACAAGAGAGUGUUAUUGUGUAUCGAAAAACUGAAGGAGAAGGGAGCUAGUACGGAGACCGUUCUUGAGGGUUUCUUCAAUCUUCUUGGUAAAGUGCUUGAAAGGGAGAAGGAGGAAGGACCUGAGAUGGCUAUAGUUGAUUUGCAUGCUUUUGAAUACUUUGUUAAAGUUGGGUACACCGACUGGCGACAACGAAGACCUGGAUACAUAUCAAUUCUGAAGAACCCACCGCCAUACAUGCAGCCUCCACUGAGAUCUGAGGAUACAGAGCCAAAGAAACAAACGUUUGACGAGUCAACUCUUGUUCCAGAAGACCAGUUUCUUGCUCAACAUCCGGGUUCCUCUACCAUCAAGGUUUCUGUACCAAUGAUGGGCAAUUCAUUGAGAUCACAGUUCAGUCCUUGUCGGAAAACGUGGCGAGUUUGAAGGUGAAAAUAGCAAACAAACUGGAGUUGAGUGGGAAAGCCGGGGUUUUAAAAGGCAACAAGUCACUUGCACAUUACAACGUUGGAGAAGGAGACAUCCUAACGCUGUCUUUGUGAGAACGUCUUCUGGAUGCAGCAGGGAGAAAUGCUUUUUUUUUUUUUUCUGAAAGAAAUUUAGACACAUCU